Molecule: messenger RNA, 5193 nt
Organism: Catharus ustulatus (Swainson's thrush)
Lineage: Eukaryota; Metazoa; Chordata; Aves; Passeriformes; Turdidae
Gene: ARHGAP23
Product: Rho GTPase activating protein 23
Exons: 25
Coding region: 104-4816 (1570 amino acids)
Biological process (GO): signal transduction
Molecular function (GO): protein binding
Source: RefSeq, a predicted model, not a curated record
CAGCAGCGAUGCGAGACUGAGGCAGCUCCUCCGGCCUUCGAACACCCGAGGGGGGACAAAACCGCGACCCCCAUGGGGGUCCCGACCCCCUGCAAACGCCGGGAUGGUUGAGGAGAGCGCGGGGGGAGCAGCGCGGGGGGCUCGGAGGGGUCCCUGCCGACCCCCCCCAGCCCCCAGCCCCAAAAGGCUGUGGAGCGUGGAGCGCUCCGGGAGGGGCUGGCGCCUCGAACGCCCCGUGGGGGUGGAUUGCAGCUCCCCCGAGCCUCGCUGCAUUUGGCUGAGCAGCCUCCGCCGCCACCUCGCCGCUCCCGACCCCCGGCCGCCCCCGGGACCCCGCGGGCUGAGAACGGAGCGGAGCCGCAGGCCAACGCCGGGCCGGAGAGAUGGGGCGUCCCCGAACGCCAACGCACCCCCGGAGGGGGGAUCCUUCCCCUGGGUGGGACCCAGGACGGUGGCGCUGCGCAAGAGCCCCCAGGGCGGAUUCGGCUUCACCCUGCGCCACUUCAUCGUGUACCCGCCGGAAUCAACCGUGCUCCCGGCCAAGGAGGAGGAGAAUGGGAACCGAGCAGGUCCCACCCGGAGCCGCCUGGAGCCCAUGGACACGAUUUUCGUGAAGAACGUGCGGGAGGACGGGCCCGCGCACCAGGCGGGGUUGCGCACGGGUGACCGGCUGGUCAAGGUGAACGGCGAGAGCAUCAUCGGCAAAACCUACUCGCAGGUGAUCGCCCUGAUCCAGAACAGUGACGAUGUGCUGGAGCUCUCCAUCAUGCCCAAGGACGAGGACAUCCUCCAGCUGGCCUAUUCCCAGGACGCCUACCUGAAGGGCAACGAGCCGUACUCCGGGGGGGCUCAGAGCAUCCCCGAGCCCCCUCCCAUCUGCUACCCACGCAAAACCUACCCCUUCCAGUCCCGGGGAGCCGAGCCCACCCCCGGCCAGCCGCCGGAUCCCCGCGCCGCCCGCCCGGCCACCGCCACCGGUCCCUCGUCCCCUCUCGGCGCCCGCAGCGACACCGGCGGCAGCCCCGCACACCGGCCCGAGGAUCCGCAGCCCGGGGGGCCCCCCCCCGCGCCCCGCCGCACCCCACGGGCACCCCGGCUCCUUCUCCCGCCCCUCCGUGUGCCCGGUCGCCAGGAGUGCCAGCAGGCGCUGUCGCGCUGGUUCUGCAGCCAGGAGCCGCGGCGCAGCGCCUCGGAGGAGCGGCGACACGCCAUGCCCCGCUACCGCAGCGUGUCCCACGACCGCCUGGGUGGCACCGCGGCCGCCACACCUCGGGGGUGGCCCCACAGCGCCUCGCACGACACCCUGCUGCAGCCCAGCCGCGAGGGUUGGGCUCCCCGAGCGCGCUCCGAUCAUUACCUGGGCAGGUACGGGCGCUCCAUGGAGGCGCUGGAGCCCAGCGCGCUGCUCUCGGCGCACCUCGAGCGCUCGCCGUGGCCGCCCGAGAGGCUCUGCCGGGCCGCUGUCGCUGUGGCCACCACCGGGCAACCCAUCCCAGCCGGUUCCUUCGCUGCUUCUUCCUCCUCUUCCUCCUCCUCGUCGCGGGAGGUGCAGAAGCACCCGUCGCAGCCCAACCUACAGAGCGUGGAUGAUUCGGGCUACAUCGGCUACCGCAGCUACAGCCCGUCCUUCCAGCGCCGCACCGGGCUGCUGCACGCCCUGGCUUGUCGCGACCCCGCCUUCGGGGGGCUGCCAACCUUCAGCAUCGCUCAGCGGGCAGUAGCCCCGCUCAGGGACAGCGUGGCCACCACGGCCACCCCUCCUGCGGUCACUCCGGCCGUGCCCAGCGCGCCCCGGGAGCCGCGGCCGGAGGGUGGCCGGGUGUCGGAGCAGGCGGAGGAGCGCAGGGAGGAGGUGGUGCUGCGGCAGAAACCGCCCACGGGCCGCAAGGUGCCCGCGCCGCUGCGGCAAAUGAAUUUUGUGUUCCCCGACGGGGGAAAGGACACGGACAUGGGUGAGCCCAGAGGGGAUAGGUCCGGCAAUGAGCGGCCGGGCCGGAGAGUGGCUCCCUUGGCGGCCCCCGAGGACUCGCUGGCGUCCAUCCCCUUCAUCGACGAACCCACCAGCCCCAGCAUCGACCUGAAGGCCAAGCACGUCCCGGCCUCCUCGGUGGUGUCCAGCGCCAUGAACUCAGCGCCGGCCGUGGCCACCAGCCCCGCCUCGCCCACCUUCGCCUUCGCCCUGUCCCGCCACUACUCCCAGGACUGCAGCAGCAUCAAGGCGGGCCGCCGCUCCUCCUACCUGCUGGCCAUCACCACCGAGCGCUCCAAGUCCUGCGACGACGGCCUGAACGCGUUCAGGGAUGAGGGCAAGAUCCUAAGGAGGAUGCCCAGCCGGGUCCCCAGCCUCCGCAUGCUGAGGAGCUUCUUCACCGACGGGUCUCUGGACAGCCUGGGCACGUCCGAAGACGCCCGUUCCAAAAGACACUCAACCUCCGACCUCUCGGACGUGCCGUUCAGCGCCGUGAGGAAGGAGGGCUGGCUCCACUGCAAGCAGAUCCUCACCAAAAAGGGGAAGAAGGUCGGCGGAGGCAUCCGGCAGUGGAAGCGCGUGUUCGCCGUGCUGCGCUCGCACUCGCUGUACCUGUGCAAGGACAGGCGGGAGGCGGUGACCUGCGCCCCGGCCCCAGGUGAGGAGGAGCCGCCGAUCAGCAUCCAAGCGUGCCUGGUGGACAUCUCCUACAGCGAGACCAAGAGGAAGCACGUCUUCCGCCUGACGACCGCUGACUUCUGUGAAUAUCUCUUUCAGGCAGAGGAUCGGGAAGACAUGCUGGCCUGGAUCAAAGUCAUCAGGGAGAACAGCAAGGCUGAGGGCGAGGACCCCGGUUUUGCCAGCCAAGCCCUUAUCAGCAAGAAGUUAAACGACUACCGGAAAGUGAGCCCUGCGGGCUCCAAGCCCGACUCGUCACCCAAGGGCCCUCGUGGGCUGGGGAUCCGAGCUGAAUUCCUGAAGCAGGCGGGAACCAGCGCGCCCCGGUCCCCCAGGCAGGACGUGGCUGUCACAAAAGAUGAAAGCAGCUCCCAAAAAACCCCGUGGGGCAUCAACAUCAUGAAGAAGAACAAGAAAUCCGCCCCGCGCGCCUUCGGCGUGAGGCUGGAGGAUUGUCAGCCUGCCCCCGACAACAAGAACGUGCCCCUGAUCGUGGAAGCGUGCUGCAAGGUGGUGGAGGACCGGGGGCUGGAGUACAUGGGCAUCUACCGCGUGCCCGGCAACAACGCCGUGGUGUCCAGCCUGCAGGAGCAGCUCAACAAGGGAGCCACCGAGAUCAACCUGCAGGACGAGCGCUGGCAGGACCUGAACGUCAUCAGCAGCCUCUUGAAAUCCUUCUUCCGAAAGCUGCCCGAGCCCCUCUUCACCGACGAUAAAUACAACGACUUCAUCGAAGCCAACCGGAUCGAAGACGCCAGCGAGAGGAUGAGGACGCUGAGGAAGCUGAUCCGCGACCUGCCGGGCCACUACUACGAGACCCUCAAAUUCCUGGUGGGCCACCUGAAAACCAUUGCUGACCACUCAGAGAAAAACAAGAUGGAACCCCGGAACCUGGCGCUGGUGUUCGGCCCCACGCUGGUGAGAACGUCCGAGGACAACAUGACCGACAUGGUGACGCACAUGCCCGACCGCUACAAGAUUGUGGAGACCCUCAUCCAGCACUCAGAUUGGUUCUUCAGCGACAAGGAGGACAAGGGUGAGAAGACCCCCGUGGAUGAGAAGGAGGCGCAGUCCGUGCCCAACAUCGAGUACCUGCUGCCCAACAUCGGCAGGACGGCGGCGCCCGGCGAUGCCGCAGGUGAGGGGCAGCGUCCCUGCGGCUCCGCCAAACCGAAGGGCACGUGGCCAUCGCGCAAAGCUCCGCCGCACCGGGAGCUCCUCGCCAUCCCCUUCGUCUCGGCCGCCGCCCGCAAGAGGAAGAAGAGGAGAGAGGCCGAAGGCGUCGGGAGCAGCACCGACGACGACGCGGAGCGCAGGGACAGCCCGGGCCGCCAACACGAGCGGGAGGUGACACCCGGCAAAGCCCCUCGGGCCACCAGCACCGAGCCCGCGGCCAGCGGGGUGCAGCGGGAAUGCUCGGCCGGCUCCGAGCCGGCUCCGGACGCGCGCUCCAUCGUGUCCGGCUACUCCACGCUGUCCACCAUGGACCGCAGCCUGUGCUCCGAGGUGCCCUCGGUGGCCGGGAGCCGCGGGGACGAGGCGGAUGACGAGCGCAGCGAGCUCAGCCACAUGGAGACGGACACGGAGAGCCGCGAGGGAGCCCGGCGGGGACGCGCCGGGUUGGGGACGGCGACAGGCGACGAGGACAAAGCACCCGCGAGCCGCGCGUCCUUCAACUCGCACCGCCUGAUCCAGUGCGACACGCUGGCCCGCAGGAAAUUGGGGAGGCCGCGGGUGGCCGGCGAGGUGGCGGCGGUGGCCGGCGGGGACGAGCAGAGCUGGGUGGCCACGGGGCGAGCGUCGCUGCGGGAGCAGCUCCGGCAGCACCUGCGGGGCUCGCUGGAUGACAUGGGGACCAUCGGGGUCCGCCUGCGCCGGGCGCACUCCCCCGAGACGCGCCGCAAGAAGAGCAGCUGGCGCCGGCACACCGUGGUGGUGCCCGGUGGCCUCAAGGACCUCAACUUCAACGAGUGGAAAGAACCGCGGGGACACCCGGCGACACCGGGACCUUGUCGCGAUAAAGACUCGGGGCUCAGCAGCCUCGAGUCCACCAAAGCCCGGCCCGCGGUUCCGGUUCCGGCUCAGCCUGGCAGUGCUGGCCCGGGCACGGCCACCAAGAGUCCCCCCGGCAGCCCCGGGCCCGCCCUGCGCUUCCCGCAGUGUCUCUGAGCGGGGCUCGUUAAUUUAAGGACUGUCCCUUGUCCCCGUAUUUAAUUAUUUAACAGGUCCCGGUGGCCGGGCUUGGGGACACAAAGCCACCACGUCCCCCGCGCUUUGGGGACCAGCGGUGGUGGCGCCGCACGGUGCCCCAGCCCCGGGCAGGGCCAGGAGGGGCGUGGGGGCUCGCGGGGACUGUCCCCAGGGUGGCACUGCUGUCCCCAGUGGUGGCAUUGCUGUCCCCAGGGUGGCAUUGCUGUCCCCAGGGUGGCACUGCUGUCCCCAGUGGUCGUCCUGAUGUCCCCAGCGGUGUCAUUACUGUCUCCAGGGGUGGCACUGCUGUCCCCAGUGGUGGUGCUGCUGUCCCCAGUGGUCGUCCUACUGUCCCC